This is a messenger RNA of Magallana angulata, 1983 nucleotides long. RefSeq names its product platelet endothelial aggregation receptor 1-like. NCBI's taxonomy places the organism in Eukaryota, Metazoa, Mollusca, Bivalvia, Ostreida, Ostreidae. The coding region runs from base 434 to 1546 and encodes 370 amino acids. Gene Ontology annotation, molecular function: scavenger receptor activity. The transcript is spliced from 8 exons. The record is from RefSeq and is a predicted model, not a curated record.
UCUAAUUGUUUAGGAAUAUUCAACUGUUAUUGUUGCUAGUAACUAAGAAUUGGUCAUUCAUCUGUUCUUUUAUGUGCGUAGAAAGUCGUUGGAUAUGGAAGUGACUCAUCAUGAGUUAGCUUAUCCUCUGCUUAAUACACGUAUAACACAUAUAAAUCUAACAUGCAUAUGUAUUAUAAAUCUAAACAAGCUAAGAAAUAGGAAGUCCGAAAUAUACGAUGUUUUUCUGGGUUUUUUUAAAAGGAUUUUGAUAUUUUUUCAAGCCUUGUUAUGCCAGUUUUGUAAUGGCGCCGUUCCGGUUACAGUGUUUUCUUGGCAAGCAAAUAUCAAACUUGUUUAAUUUGCCAAGAAAACAUCAAAUAUUUUGGAGCAAAAUCUAGAAGUAAACGUCGCAUUUAACAAAUCAGCAUGGCAGAAAUACCCCGCAAACAACAUGGAGAAGUUUGGAGCAGAGCGGGCCGUGGACGGACUGUAUUCAGAACUAUCUCUCUAUGGAGGACAGUGUACAAUGUCAGAAUAUGGGCAUUCAACUGCCACAUGGCAUGUUGACUUGGGAAAAGUUCACAAGAUAGCUCACAUUGUAAUGUAUUUUCCUUAUGAAAGUCUUCCGCAAGACAGAUUUAAUGGUUUCGCUGAUAGAUUUUUAGGAUUUUCGGUUCAUAUAUCGAAUACAACCGACAAAGAAGACGGAGAGUUAUGUUUCGUGGACACCAACUACACCAUGGACACACUUCCUAAUCCAAUAAACAUAACCACUCAAAUAAGUGGAAGAUACGUCAUCUACUACAACAACAGAACACACCCUCCAUUUCCUUCUGACUAUCAUCCGUUUGCUUUCAGCGAUCUUUGUGAAAUUCAAGUGUAUGAGUGUAAAUUUGGGUGGUUUGGACCACACUGUGAGAAUAGAUGUAGUGAAAACUGUAAAGUUCCUGGGAAAUGUGACUGGAUAACGGGAUUGUGUGAAGGAGGGUGCCAGGCUGGAUGGGAAACCCCUGAAUGUGAUAAAAAGUGUGAUGACGGGAAGUAUGGUCUUGGAUGUACUGAAUUCUGUGGCAACUGCAGCCUGAUUGAAAUAGAGGAGGUUGAAUAUGGGAAAUGCCACCAUGUUGACGGUUUCUGUAAAUAUGGAUGCAAUCCAGGAUACUAUGGAGAUCGCUGUUUGCAACCAUGUGAACCAAGAAGAUAUGGUAUAGGUUGUUACCAGAGAUGUAGCCCGUUUUGUAACACUCCAAAGUGUGAUUUUAUAAGCGGUGCGUGCGUAGACGGGUGCAAAACUGACUGGGAAGGAAUGCAGUGCCUAGAAUUACAUGAUGAGAAUCGUCUGCCUGAAGACUUAUCCACGUACCUAUACGUCAUUGAUGGAAUGAUAAUUGCUGUAGUAAUUAACAGCAUGGUUUUAGUCGUUUACAUCAUAUUUCUGAGGAGAAAAAGGGUGCAAAAAAUGAAAAAUAAAGAACAUGGUCUCAAUGACGUUGCAUUCACAAUAGAUCAAAACAGAUGCAUAUCAGUUAUAACUCACAAGGGAAAUCAAUAUCAAGAACUAUAGAAAGUUGAUUCUCAAACCGAUAUGUGAGAAUUUUCUUGGCUUAAAUCGGACGGAAAAGAAGAGGAAUCACUUUUUGCGCUGAAAACAAGACAUAUUUUACCUAUGUAUCUUUCACUUAUUUUGAAUAAGAUGUUAAGUAUCAAUGAUUAAUUCUCGUCAUCAAAAAAAAAACUACAAAUAUUAUACAACAUAACACAAAAUAUAUUGCGGGAUCUUUCAAAAAGAAAAUCCUGCUUAGCUUCUUUUUUUUAUCAUUAAAUAUCAUAGUUAUUCAUUUUUGACUUUGUGUAAUUUAUUAGAUAUGUUCUAUUAACAAUUAUUCAAAACAUUAAAAAAAAGAAAAGUACUUUGUAAAAUACAGAGAAAUAUAUUCAUGUACUUUAGUACGCUUGUUCUAUGGACUAAAGUUCCCAUCAUUUCACCUAGGAAAGAUGGAA